AUGUCUGUGGAUAGAGAAGAAAGUGCUAAUCAUGGAUAUAGUCAAGUUCGACAGUUGAUUGAUCCCUUAAAGUCUAAUUUGCAAAAUAAUAGCAAUAGCUUUAAUGGAAAUAAUGUUAAUGGUCUAAGUAAUGCCCACAAAAAUAAUAGUGAUAUCUCGAUAUCUAAUACUAGUAUGGAUGAAUCAAGCUCUAAUCAAACUACAGUGAAUGAUUAUGAAUCUAACGGUGAUUCGAAUUCAAUUAUAUUUAAAAAUAAUCAUAGAACUAAAUUAACAAGUCAAGACGUGAGGUUAAUACUAUAUCUAACGAUCAAUAUUAAACCAUUUAAAUAUGUUGGAGAUAGAUCACUUAGCCAAACGAAAAAGUGGGAGAUAAUUCAAACAAAAUAUGCAGAGAUUAAGCGCAAAGAUUCUGAUGGAUAUCCAGAAGUAGUUGUGCCCACAGUAAGAACUUUGCAACGACAAUUAGCUACGGCUAUCAAAAAAGCUCGCCUGAGACAACAGAAUAAGAAAAGAAAAGAUAAUAAAAAUUUAGAAUCUUCGUAUUUGAUAUUAAGUACAAUUAACAAGGAAAGUUCUUUGCCUGAUUUAGAACUAGCAUUAUUAGAAUUAAAUGAUCUCAGCGAAAAGUUGAAGACUGGUAAAGGAACAAAUACUCCUGUUGCGAUUGAAUUGCCCAAUCCUAGUAUUCUACAAUCAUUUGACUUGAAUAAAUCAAUUACAUCACCAAUUGAAACUUCUCAUAUGUCAACGAACAUGCCGACUACCAUUUCUACAUCAAAUCAUACCCAAUUCGCUACCCAAUCUUCGCAUAUAUCCCCGAAAUCCAGCACUUUACUACUGAACGUUCAUGAUACUUAUAAUACGAUUCGAAAAGCCAUGAGCGAAAGUAAUACAUCCUAUUCUCUGCAAAGCUUAUAUAGCUUAUUGGGAAAAUUACUUAAAGAAUAUAAUCAGUUUCAGGCUCAGCAACAAAAGGAAAACGAGAAAAUCAUAGAAGAGAAUAUCAAACUUAUAAAGGAGCAAAAUGAGAGAUGUAAUAAAAUAAUUGAAUCGAAUAAUAAGUUUCAAAAAGAACAGAAUGAACUAAAUAAGCAGUUGAUACUAGAAGUUAUCAAUACGUUAUCUCAAGAUUCAAAUCCUUCAAUAUCAAACAAAUCUUCCCUCAAGCCUUUCCAUGAUUUAUUGUAA
This is a messenger RNA of Debaryomyces fabryi, 1191 nucleotides long. RefSeq lists its product as uncharacterized. Lineage: Eukaryota; Fungi; Ascomycota; Pichiomycetes; Serinales; Debaryomycetaceae. The coding region runs from base 1 to 1191 and encodes 396 amino acids. The record is from RefSeq and is a predicted model, not a curated record. The transcript has a single exon.